Messenger RNA from Nannospalax galili (Upper Galilee mountains blind mole rat), 3755 nucleotides. RefSeq names its product kelch like family member 5 (gene Klhl5). Gene Ontology annotation, molecular function: protein binding. NCBI's taxonomy places the organism in Eukaryota, Metazoa, Chordata, Mammalia, Rodentia, Spalacidae. The record is from RefSeq and is a predicted model, not a curated record. The transcript has 13 exons. Bases 370 to 2595 code for a protein of 741 amino acids.
UCGUGGGCGGGGCGGCCGCUCCCGGCGCGCCGGGGCUGACAGGAAAGCGAAUCCCGGACCCCCACUCACCGCGCGCGCCCGCCGGCCCCUUAGGGGCUGCGGGACAAGUUUGACUACUGGCCUGGCGUCGCCUGACGGCGAGGAGUGGCUCCGCGCGGGCCGGCCGCUGCGCGCGGCGACGCUGCGGGGAAGGGGCUGGGGGCGCGCGCGGGGCCGAGCAUCCCUCUGCUGAGCGCGCCGGCCUUGGCCGCGGUGACCCGGGCCACCCGCCCAUCCCGGCGCGCAGAGCAUAUCUUGUCUUGGUUGGAUGCACAAAUCUGUGCAGUGCUUUUUGCCCGUUGCCUAGACGAUCACUUGGUUUCUCUGAGGAUGUCUGGUUCUCGUAAAGAGUUUGAUGUGAAACAGAUUUUGAAAAUCAGAUGGAGGUGGUUUGGCCAUCAAGCAUCAUCUAAUUCUUCAGUUGACAGCCAGCAGGGAGAAUUUUGGAACCGAGGACAGACUGGAGCAAACGGUGGGAGAAAGUUUUUAGAUCCAUGUAGCCUACAAUUGCCUUUGGCUUCAAUUGGUUACCAAAGGUCCAGCCAACUGGAUUUUCAGAAUUCACCUUCUUGGCCAAUGGCAUCCACGUCUGAAGUCCCUGCAUUUGAGUUUACAGCAGAAGACUGUGGCGGUGCACAUUGGCUGGAUAGACCAGAAGUGGAUGAUGGCACUAGUGAAGAAGAAAAUGAAUCUGAUUCCAGCUCCUGCAGAGCAUGGAAUUCUAAACUGUGGUGCUGGAAUGAUAAAAAGCAUAGACCAGUCAUCUGUAAUCAUUUGUAUAAUGGAGAGAGGGAAAUAUCUUUACUUAGGACUUCCAAUAGUAGUCAGACACUAUCCUCCUGCCAUACUAUGGAGCCAUGUUCAUCGGAUGAAUUCUUUCAAGCCCUUAACCAUGCAGAGCAAACGUUUAAAAAAAUGGAAAACUACUUGAGACAUAAACAGCUGUGUGAUGUCAUUUUGGUUGCUGGUGAUCGUAGAAUCCCAGCUCACAGAUUGGUGCUCUCCUCUGUCUCAGAUUAUUUUGCUGCUAUGUUUACUAAUGAUGUCAGAGAGGCAAGACAAGAAGAAAUAAAAAUGGAAGGCGUUGAACCAAGUUCACUGUGGUCCUUAAUUCAGUAUGCAUAUACAGGCCGGCUUGAACUGAAGGAAGAUAAUAUUGAGUGCCUGCUGUCCACAGCCUGUCUUCUCCAGCUUUCACAGGUCGUGGAAGCAUGCUGUAAGUUUUUAAUGAAGCAGCUUCACCCAUCCAACUGUCUUGGAAUCCGCUCUUUUGCUGAUGCUCAAGGUUGUACAGAUUUGCAUAAAGUGGCUCAUAAUUACACCAUGGAACAUUUCAUGGAGGUAAUCAGAAACCAAGAGUUUGUGUUGCUCCCAGCCAGUGAAAUUGCAAAGCUCUUGGCCAGUGAUGACAUGAACAUCCCUAAUGAGGAGACAAUACUGAAUGCACUUCUUACUUGGGUCCGUCACGAUUUGGAACAGAGGCGGAAAGAUCUCAGCAAACUCUUGGCUUAUAUUAGGCUACCUCUUCUUGCCCCACAGUUCCUAGCAGACUUGGAAAAUAAUCCACUUUUUCGGGAUGACAUAGAAUGUCAGAAACUCAUUAUGGAAGCAAUGAAGUAUCAUUUAUUACCAGAGAGACGGCCCAUGUUACAGAGUCCUCGGACAAAACCCAGGAAGUCAACUGUUGGCACAUUAUUUGCAGUUGGAGGAAUGGACUCAACAAAAGGAGCAACAAGCAUCGAGAAGUACGAUCUCCGAACAAACAUGUGGACUCCUGUAGCAAAUAUGAAUGGAAGAAGGCUGCAGUUUGGUGUUGCCGUGUUAGAUGACAAGCUGUACGUGGUUGGAGGGAGAGAUGGACUGAAGACCUUGAAUACUGUAGAGUGCUACAACCCCAAAACAAAAACCUGGAGUGUGAUGCCCCCUAUGUCCACACACAGACAUGGCCUUGGUGUGGCUGUAUUGGAAGGCCCCAUGUAUGCAGUAGGAGGGCAUGAUGGCUGGAGCUACCUGAAUACGGUGGAGCGGUGGGACCCUCAGGCUCGACAGUGGAAUUUUGUUGCCACCAUGUCCACCCCCAGGAGCACAGUAGGUGUGGCAGUCCUAAGUGGAAAACUUUAUGCAGUUGGUGGUCGUGAUGGAAGUUCUUGUCUCAAAUCAGUAGAAUGCUUUGAUCCUCAUACUAAUAAAUGGACGCCGUGUGCCCAGAUGUCAAAAAGGAGAGGUGGCGUAGGAGUAACAACCUGGAAUGGACUGCUGUAUGCUAUUGGAGGACACGAUGCUCCUGCAUCCAACCUGACUUCCAGACUCUCGGAUUGUGUGGAAAGAUAUGAUCCCAAAACAGAUAUGUGGACUGCGGUGGCUUCCAUGAGCAUCAGCAGAGAUGCGGUAGGGGUCUGUUUGCUUGGCGACAAGUUGUAUGCUGUAGGGGGGUAUGAUGGACAGACCUACCUGAAUACAGUGGAGGCUUAUGAUCCCCAGACAAAUGAAUGGACCCAGGCUGCUCCACUGUGUCUAGGAAGAGCUGGAACUUGUGUUGUGACUGUGAAAUUAUAACUUAAUUCUUUGUUUUCUAAAUGAAGAUAUCCUCUUCUUUAUGAAUAUAGUACAAUUCUACCAGUGGAUACAUUUUUAGUGAAAGUGCAAUUCCACAUUCCUAGGCACAACGUGCCUUGUUUCAAAAUAAAGAUGUUGAAACAAGAGAGGAAGGAAUGGAUGGUCCAGGUUUAGAGACUUCGUCUCUUAGUACAUCAAAACUGUGCCUGGUGGAUUGGGAACAUACCUUCUUGAUUUAAAAUAUGAAGACAAAUGCACUGUUCUAGAGCAAUCCAGUGUUGACUGGGAAAUUCAUCUAUUCGUAGUCAGACACAUUUUACUCACAUUGUCCAAUUUAUUACAGUACAAGUGUAUAAACUUCUAAGAUACUAUUUUGGAAGUAUCAUACAUGAGCUUCAGUAAUUUUUUUGAAAAUCACUAUUUUAAUGACAUACUAAAGAUGGUACUGUCUAGUUUUUUUCAGGAACAACUACAUUAUAUGUCUAGUUGUGAAUCUUAUUACUAAAAUUGGUUUAUCCCAAUGAAUGAAGAGAAACACUAAGGCAUUAAAACAAGACUGACCAAAUAAAAAUUUGGUAGGAUCUUUGGGUCCAGCUUAUAUUCAUUCCAUUACCUCCAGAUUCUCCAAGAACUACAUGUGAUCGUCUACAAUUGAAACUAAAGCAGAAUGCUUUACACUAAAUUUAACAUAUGCAAAUUUAUGUAGAGAAAAUAAAUAUUAUAUAAUAUAUAAUGUUCUUUUGCUUAACUAGUAUUUUGUUAUAUGCAUUUAUUUUCUUUUAUAUUACAAAGGAUUAUUUGAUUUUAGUCUUUGAUACUGACACACUUGUUCGGAUAUUCUUUUGUUCUGAAGUCUGUGUUUUCAUCUCCUGCCUUGUUUCUUACAUUUUGCCAGUUAGUAACCCAUUGUGUUUAUAAUCAAAAAAUGUGGGGGAAUGGGCUAAUUGAAUGUUUGAGAAAAUAAGUUUAAAGUGUUUGUUACUCAAAAUUUUGUACAUUUGUAAACUCUAAUUACAUAUGUGAAUGUUAACACUCUAAGUGAAUUGUUUAUUGUUUGUAAAAAUGCCCUGAGCAAUAACAUUUUGUGAAAUUUCCUAUACGGUAUAAGUCAUUAACUUAAUCUAAAAUGAGUAUAAACUAAAAUUCCAUCUUUCAAAGUA